UCUGCUGAACUACAGGUCAGAGCUCAUGUGGGAUGUUUGGAUGGUUCCCCCUGCUGCAGCAGAUCAUUCCUGUCCACAGCUGAUCCACCAUGGACACAUCUCUCUUCAAAGACCUCCUCGUAGGACAUUUAAUGCCAGAAAAAUGCUAUAAUGAGCUUUUUGUCCAAGUUCGUUUUCACGCUCCCUGCCUCAGGUUUGUGCUAAACAAAAUUGUCGGAUUUUGGAUCAUAUUGGAUACAUUUCUGGCGCUGCUCCCUCAGCUGCUGAAGAUUGCAUGGAGUGGAAGCGCAGAGGGCCUCAGCCUGACCUCCUUCCUGCUGCAGCUCUAUGCUUUAUCAUGUCCGGUCAUUUACGCCACAGCCAGCAACUUCCCGUUUUUUGCCUGGGCUGAGAGGCUCUUCACGUUGGCUCAGUCAGCAACCAUCAUCUUCCUCAUCCUGCAUUAUCGGGGUCAAUCACUUAAAGGCGUGCUGGUGCUCCUGGGUUAUGGAGGUGUAAUGCUCCUCCUUGGCUUGUACGCCGCUGCAGCUGUCGGCAAAGUCAUACACACAUCCACCAUUCCAGCUCUCAUUUUAAGCAAGGUUGUUCAAACUACAGCAAACCACCAUAAUGGCCACACCGGUCAGCUGUCCAUCCUGUCAUUGUUACUGUCAUGCCUCGGCUCUCUUGGUGCUGUUAUUGUGUCUGUGCAGGAAAGCGGAGGAUCCUUUACUACUGUGUCUCUGGGAUUGUCUUCAUGUCUUAGCAUCGUCCUAAUGGCCCAGGUCCUCUACGGCACAAGGGUUGCUGUCUCUAAGAAGAUGGAAUAGCUCUGAAAGGACAGCAAGUGUCUGUGUGCAGUGAUCCUGAGCAGAUGUUUGUGCUGUAUGUGGAUGUUUACAGUGUUUUGAUAGUCAUUAUGAACCAGCGUCUGUCUUUAGAACAAACUCUGCUUCCUAAAUUAAAGCUUUUCUGCUGGUUUUAAAUAUCAGAGGCCCGUUUCACAAAGCAUAUACAAACUUAGACUCAAAUCCUUAAAUGUGAAUUGAUUGAGCCUAAGGUUGGAAGCUCUGAGAUUUCAGUUUCACAGCAGCUUUUUGAUUUAGUUUAAUCAACUUUGAGUAGGUCCACUCAGAGUCGAGCACGUGCAUAACAAGUCAUUAAAGGUGUGGCCCCAAUUUAAUGAGUCACCAUGACAACAGGUAAGAGGAAGUGCCCAUAUUGCAUAGAGAUUUGAAUGCAGAAAUGGAAAAAAGAGAAUGUGUUUAAAAGACAGAGCAACAGUGCUAGAGCUGCAAAGGAGAGGGAGAUGAUGUAGAAGAUUGCUGUACAAGUUAAUCCACAGCUUUAUAUAGUCUACUAUGACAGUUUUUUUUAACAUUUAUUAAAAGUACUUUCCUCUAUUUUGUUCCACUUAUAGAUCACUAAAAUAAGAUUAUUACUGUUCAAAAUCACAUUCAUAGACUGAACUGUAAUAAUAGAUUUUCUAAAUUGCAUUUUGCAGCAGAAACUGAAUUUCAGAAUGUAAAACUAAUUAUACUAGUAAGAAUUAAGUUCAAUGUACUUAGAAAUGUUUACACAUUUUAAGUGGUUUUGUACAUUAAUCAGCAUGACUGAAUAUGUAUUUAUAUCUAAAAUCCAUAUCUUCUUCAUUAAAAUAAUACAAAUUAUGACGAGUAACACUUUGAUAAGUGGUGAAUGGUAAUGUAUCAAUGUAGUAUAUUUCAAAGCAAUCCCACCCGGGAGAGGUGCACCUGUCAGCGGGUGAAGGAAAAAUGUUCAAACAGGUAGAACCUCUGUAUCAUGUCCUGGGUUAAUUACCUAAUUACUUAGCUUCUGUAUCACUUACACAGUCAUCUGUUCAGAUGUGAUCAACCAUUAAAUGGCUGUUAUUACAGGUUAUCAGUCCCAUAGAAUAUCUUAAGAUUGCGCCUUCUCUACCUUCUAAUAGAUAGCUGAUAAUAUGCUGAUUACAGCUGCUUCAGCCACGUCUAAAACCACGAGUUUCACUUUCUAAUUACCUACUUUAUACUUGUAUCUACUUUAUUUGCAGCCUAUCUUCUUAAAAACAACUAUGUCUUAAAACCUGCUUCGAAAGAAUUCCACAUGUUUCAGUCACACAGAUUUAAUGCAGUGAUUAAAAACAACUCAGUUAACAUGAUAAGAGAUUUUUUUGGGAGAGGUUGUUCGAUGUGAUUCUGAGAUUAAAGUCAGAAUUCUGACUUUUCUCCCAGAAUUCUGACUUUUUUCUCAGAUUUCUGACUCUAAUCUCAGAAUUCUGAAUU
Messenger RNA from Cyprinodon tularosa, 2264 nucleotides. RefSeq names its product mannose-P-dolichol utilization defect 1 protein-like. The coding region runs from base 90 to 809 and encodes 239 amino acids. NCBI's taxonomy places the organism in Eukaryota, Metazoa, Chordata, Actinopteri, Cyprinodontiformes, Cyprinodontidae. The transcript is spliced from 7 exons. The record is from RefSeq and is a predicted model, not a curated record. Gene Ontology annotation, biological process: oligosaccharide biosynthetic process.